CGGAUACCCAGUGUAUCGACGAAGAGAGAAUGGUCGAGUUAUUCGAAAGGGUCGAUAUGUCAUUGAUAACAGAUUUGUUGUUCCUUACAAUCGUUAUCUACUUUUAAAAUACAAUGCUCAUAUCAAUGUUGAAUGGUGCAAUCAAUCUCGGUCCAUUAAAUAUCUCUUCAAGUAUGUCAACAAGGGUCAGGAUCGGGUCACCGCGAGCUUAUACGAUGGUGAUGCAGAUGUCUCAUCAGGUUGCGUGGACGAGAUAAAAAAUUAUUAUGAUUGUAGGUAUCUGUCAUCAUGUGAGGCUGCAUGGAGACUGUUUGCCUUUGACAUUAGUCAUAGGGAACCUUCAGUGGAGAGGUUACCCUUUCACUUGCCAGAAGAGCAACAAGUUUUAUUUGAUGAAGGGGAUUCACUUGAGCAAAUUUUGCAAACACAUGAAACAAAGGGUACCAAGUUCCUUGCGUGGAUGGCCGCAAAUGAAAAGUACCUUGAAGCAAGAAGCUUAACUUAUGCUCAAUUUCCUUCAGCGUUUGUUUGGAAACAAAAAACACGUGAGUAUUGCCCUAGAAAAAGGGGACAUUCGAUUGGCAGGUUGCAUUUUGUUCCUCCUGGAAGUGGUGAAUUAUAUUAUUUGCGGACUUUGUUAAACUAUGUUACGGGUCCAAGGUCCUUCAUUGAUAUCAGAACCAUUAACGAUAUUAUUUAUCCGACAUUUAAGGAUGCAUGUUAUGCUUUGGGGCUCUUGGAUGAUGAUAAAGAGUACAUCGAUGGUGUUACGGAGGCAAGUCGCUGGGGUACUGCCCAUUUCCUGAGGAGGCUUUUGGUCGUGCUACUGUUAUCUAGCCAACUAGGCCGACCUGAAUUCGUUUGGGAAAAAACUUGGAAACACUUGAGCGAUGAUAUCCAAUAUAGACAACGGUUAAUCCUUCGCUUUCCAGAUUUGAUUUUGUCAGAGGAUGAGUUAAAAAAAUUAACUCUUGCCGAGAUUGAUAAAUUGUUGCGUAGAAAUGGCAAGAGUUUACGUGAUUUUCCAACAAUGCCUCAGCCAGACCCGUCAUUACUUUCUGAAUCACAGAAUAGGCUAUUGUUUGAUGAAUUGAACUACGAUAGGACGGCAUUAGCAGCAGAGCACAUUCAAUUAAUGUCCACCAUGACUUCUGAACAAAGACAUAUAUAUGACACAAUCAUGCAAGGUGUUGAGGCUGAUACUGGGGGUUUGUUUUUCCUUUAUGGAUAUGGUGGAACAGGUAAGACCUACAUAUGGAGGGCUAUAGCUGCACGCAUACGAUCUAAAGGAGAAAUAGUAUUGAUUGUGGCAUCAAGUGCAUUAGCUGCUUUGCUUAUCCCGGGCGGCCGAACGGCUCAUUCUAGAUUUGCCAUUCCUAUUGAUGUUAAUGAAGAUUCCACUUGCAAUAUUAAGCAAGGUAGUCCGUUGGCUGAAUUGAUAAUAAAAUCUAAACUUAUCAUAUGGGACGAAGCUCCAAUGGCUCACAAACAUUGCUUCGAAUCCGUUGAUAGGACAUUUAGAGACAUACUUCGGUUUAGCAAAGGUGAUAGUUUGGAACGCCCUUUUGGAGGGAAGGUUGUUGUUUUUGGAGGUGAUUUUAGACAAAUACUCCCGGUCAUACCAAAGGCGACGCGGCAGCAAGUGGUUCAAGCUACAAUAAAUGCGUCAUACCUUUGGCAGUUUUGUCGGGUCCUUACACUGACAAAAAAUAUGAGGUUAGAGAGUGGUUCUCAGGACUGUGAUGUUGAUUCAGUCAAGCAAUUUUCUGAAUGGACACUCAAAGUUGGAAAUGGAGAUUUUAGCGAUGUAAUUAACGAAGAAGAUGUUAUUGAUAUUCCAGAUGACAUGCUCAUUACCAAUACAGGUGACCCUCUUGCGUCAAUUGUUGAAAGCACUUACCCUUCUUUGUUGGAAAAUAUGAAUGACCCGACAUUUUUUCAGCAUCGGGCUAUAUUGGCACCGAGGAAUGAUGUAGUUGAUCUUAUAAAUGAUUACAUGAUAUCAUUGAUCCCCGGAGAGAUGAAAACGUAUUUGAGUUUUGAUCGUCCGUGCUCUCUAAAUGGUACUCUUGGCAGCCCUGAUGAUAUCCACACACCAGAGUUUCUAAACUCUAUUAAUGCAUCUGGGAUACCAAAUCACAAAUUGUGCCUCAAGGUUGGUGUUCCAAUUAUGUUAAUGAGGAAUAUAGACCAAUCUAAUGGUUUGUGCAAUGGUACACGACUAAUUGUUACUCAAAUGGGUACUCAUAUUUUGGAGGCAAAGGUUAUAACCGGUUCUAGGAUUGGGGAAAAGGUUUUUAUUCCUAGACUAUCUUUGAUCCCGUCCGAUAGCCGAAUUCCUUUUAAGUUUCAACGCCGACAAUUCCCUGUGGUUGUGUCUUUUGCAAUGACAAUAAACAAAAGUCAAGGACAAUCACUAAAACAGGUCGGCCUUUAUCUUCCCAAACCGGUUUUUUCCCAUGGCCAACUGUAUGUUGCCAUCUCAAGGGUGACCUCAAGGAAAGGAUUAAAAGUUCUCAUAUGUGACGAAGAAGGUGGCACGACAAAAACCACUAAGAAUGUGGUUUAUAAAGAAGUGUUUCGAAAUUUAUCAUAGCAUAUUGAGGGUGCGAAUGCUGAUACAUUCAUCUUGCAAAGGAGCUCAAAAGAACUGCAAAUGCAAUAUAGUCUGCAAUUCGUCUCCGAAGCAUCUACCAACAAGAUGAGCAAGAUAUCAAUAAUCAAGAAGGUCC
This is a messenger RNA of Cuscuta epithymum, 2732 nucleotides long. The record is from the annotation of a GenBank genome assembly. Lineage: Eukaryota; Viridiplantae; Streptophyta; Magnoliopsida; Solanales; Convolvulaceae.